GAACGAGGCGAGCAGAAGUCUGGGCGAAGACGAGCUAGUUAGCUGACUGUCUGCUUGGGAGAUGGAGGAGCAGGAGAGAGCUAUGGAAGAGGAUGCUCUGGACUCAAAGCCUCCACUGACCACUGAAGAGGAUGAGCCCAAGCACACAGACCUCCACUGGUCUCAUAUCACUGAAACACAACAGGAGCCCAGUGAACCUGAAGAGAAUGAGAUGAAGCCACAGUCCUCAGAGCUCCUUGUUAUCAACAGCCUAGCUCCUCUAGACAGCUGGGAACCAGUCCACACUGAAAUCAAACCUGAGGAACUGACAAAGACAGAAAUGCUGAUACUGUCACAGACAGAGAAUCAGGCAGCGAUACAGACACAGGACCAGACACAGACAGAUGAGUUUAUCAUAGUUGAUCAGAAUGGACAGCCCCUACAGUGUGAACGCAUGGUGCUAGUGACCAGUCAGUCAGACAACGGAGAGAUGUAUGUUAUCCCCUCUAAUCAGCUAGGAGGGGCUCAGGUGUUACUUCCUAGAGGACACCUACUGGACAUCAUAGACCCUACAGGAUCCUGCGGGGAGGAAGAGCUUCACUCCAUCACGUUAACGGCUGUUACGGAUGACAGCGGCGGUUUGACUACAGUCACAUCGGCUGUUACGGAUGACAGCGGCGGUUUGACUACAGUCGCAUCGGCUGUUAAGGAUGACAGCGGCAGUUUGACUACAGUCACAUCGGCUGUUAAGGAUGACAGCGGCAGUUUGACUACAGUCACAUCGGCUGUUACGGAUGACAGAGGCAGUUUGACUACAGUCGCAUCGGCUGUUACGGAUGACAGCGGCAGUUUGACUACAGUCACAUCGGCUGUUACGGAUGACAGCGGCGGUUUGACUACAGUCGCAUCGGCUGUUACGGAUGACAGCGGCAGUUUGACUACAGUAUCAUCGGCUGUAACGGAUGACAGCGGCAGUUUGACUACAGUCACAUCGGCUGUUACGGAUGACAGCGGCGGUUUGACUACAGUAUCAUCGGCUGUUACGGAUGACAGCGGCAGUUUGACAACAGUCACAUCGGCUGUUACGGAUGACAGUGGCAGUUUGACUACAGUAUCAUCGGCUGUUACGGAUGACAGCGGCAGUUUGACUACAGUAUCAUCGGCUGUUACGGAUGACAGCGGCGGUUUGACAACAGUAACAUCGGCUGCAGCUAAGACCUCGACACAGAGCUCUCAGGACUGUUUCACCUCUCUUCUGAAACCUCUCCCAUCCAACGCCCCCAACUGGGCCCUGAGGCUUCAUAAUGCUGAGAAGAUAGGCGACUCAUACCGUGGCUACUGUAACACUGACACAGAGCUGGAGACCAUCCUCCUGCUCCACAAGCAGCAGACCAACAGUGUGUUUGGGACACGCCAGUCCCCCUCCCCUGCCAAGCCUGCCAGCCGUCUGAUGUGGAAGUCACAAUACGUACCGUACGAUGGCGUCCCUUUUGUCAAUGCAGGUAUACGGUCACAGUACUGGUUCAGUAGCCGACGAUGGCGUCCCUGA
This is a messenger RNA of Salvelinus namaycush (lake trout), 1528 nucleotides long. It is a transcript of the gene carf, whose product is annotated as calcium responsive transcription factor. The record is from RefSeq and is a predicted model, not a curated record. Gene Ontology annotation, molecular function: RNA polymerase II cis-regulatory region sequence-specific DNA binding; DNA-binding transcription factor activity, RNA polymerase II-specific. Lineage: Eukaryota; Metazoa; Chordata; Actinopteri; Salmoniformes; Salmonidae. The transcript has 7 exons. Bases 62 to 1528 code for a protein of 488 amino acids. Gene Ontology annotation, cellular component: nucleus. Gene Ontology annotation, biological process: regulation of transcription by RNA polymerase II.